GGUCCCCUACCCCCACCUACUCGCCCGCCCCCUCCGGGGCCACCCGGGGACUCUGACCCCCCGGCCUGGCGCCGCCUGACGGAGCGGGAGUGGCUCGCUCCGGGCCGGCCGGCGCCGGGGAUGAGGCUGCCCGGACAGGGUCUAGGGGCGCGCGAGGGGCCGAGCAUCCCACUCAGCUCGCCGGCCCCGGCCCCCGCCUCCCCCGCUCCUCCCGCCUGGCCGCCCCGGCCCGCCGUGACCCACGGCCGCCUCCGGAGCCCGACGCGCAGGGCAUAUACUUCUCUUGUCUUGGUUGGAUGCACAAAUCUGUGUGCAGUGCUUUUUGCCCGUUGCCUAGACGAUCACUUGGUUUCUCUGAGGAUGUCUGGUUCUCGUAAAGAGUUUGAUGUGAAACAGAUUUUGAAAAUCAGAUGGAGGUGGUUUGGUCAUCAAGCAUCAUCUCCUAAUUCUACAGUUGACAGCCAGCAGGGAGAAUUUUGGAACCGAGGACAGACUGGAGCAAACGGUGGGAGAAAGUUUUUAGAUCCAUGUAGCCUACAAUUGCCUUUGGCUUCAAUUGGUUACCGAAGGUCCAGCCAACUGGAUUUUCAGAAUUCACCUUCUUGGCCAAUGGCAUCCACCUCUGAAGUCCCUGCAUUUGAGUUUACAGCAGAAGAUUGUGGCGGUGCACAUUGGCUGGAUAGACCAGAAGUGGAUGAUGGCACUAGUGAAGAAGAAAAUGAAUCUGAUUCCAGUUCAUGCAGGACUUCCAAUAGUAGUCAGACAUUAUCAUCCUGUCAUACUAUGGAGCCAUGUACAUCAGAUGAAUUUUUCCAAGCCCUUAAUCAUGCCGAGCAAACAUUUAAAAAAAUGGAAAACUAUUUGAGACAUAAACAGUUGUGUGAUGUAAUUUUAGUCGCUGGUGAUCGCAGAAUUCCAGCUCACAGAUUGGUGCUCUCCUCUGUCUCAGACUAUUUUGCUGCCAUGUUUACUAAUGAUGUCAGAGAGGCAAGACAAGAAGAAAUAAAAAUGGAAGGUGUAGAACCAAAUUCGUUGUGGUCCUUGAUCCAGUAUGCUUAUACAGGCCGCCUUGAAUUAAAAGAAGAUAAUAUUGAGUGCCUGUUAUCUACAGCUUGCCUUCUUCAGCUUUCACAGGUUGUAGAAGCAUGCUGUAAGUUUUUAAUGAAACAGCUUCAUCCAUCCAACUGUCUUGGAAUUCGUUCUUUUGCUGAUGCCCAAGGUUGUACAGAUUUGCAUAAAGUGGCUCACAAUUAUACUAUGGAGCAUUUCAUGGAAGUAAUCAGAAACCAGGAAUUUGUAUUAUUACCAGCCAGCGAAAUUGCAAAGCUCUUGGCUAGUGAUGACAUGAACAUUCCUAAUGAGGAGACAAUAUUGAAUGCACUUCUUACUUGGGUCCGUCAUGAUUUGGAACAGAGACGGAAAGAUCUAAGUAAACUUUUGGCUUAUAUUAGGCUACCUCUUCUUGCACCACAGUUCCUGGCAGACAUGGAAAAUAAUGUACUUUUUCGGGAUGAUAUAGAAUGUCAGAAACUCAUUAUGGAAGCAAUGAAGUACCAUUUAUUACCAGAGAGACGACCCAUGUUACAAAGUCCUCGGACAAAACCUAGGAAGUCAACUGUUGGUACAUUAUUUGCAGUUGGGGGAAUGGAUUCAACAAAAGGAGCAACAAGCAUUGAAAAGUAUGAUCUCCGUACAAAUAUGUGGACUCCAGUAGCAAAUAUGAAUGGGAGGAGGCUACAGUUCGGUGUUGCAGUGCUAGAUGACAAACUGUAUGUGGUUGGAGGAAGAGAUGGACUGAAGACUUUGAAUACUGUAGAGUGCUACAACCCCAAAACAAAAACUUGGAGUGUGAUGCCACCUAUGUCCACACAUAGACAUGGCCUUGGUGUGGCUGUACUGGAAGGUCCCAUGUAUGCCGUAGGAGGACAUGAUGGCUGGAGCUAUCUGAACACAGUGGAAAGAUGGGACCCUCAGGCUCGCCAGUGGAAUUUUGUUGCCACUAUGUCUACCCCUAGGAGUACAGUAGGUGUGGCAGUACUAAGUGGAAAACUUUAUGCAGUUGGUGGUCGUGAUGGAAGUUCUUGUCUCAAAUCAGUAGAAUGUUUUGAUCCUCAUACUAAUAAGUGGACACUGUGUGCACAGAUGUCAAAAAGGAGAGGUGGCGUAGGAGUGACGACCUGGAAUGGACUGCUGUAUGCUAUAGGGGGGCACGAUGCUCCCGCAUCCAACUUGACUUCCAGACUCUCAGACUGUGUGGAAAGAUAUGAUCCCAAAACAGACAUGUGGACUGCAGUAGCAUCCAUGAGCAUCAGCAGAGAUGCAGUGGGGGUCUGUUUACUUGGUGAUAAGUUAUAUGCUGUUGGGGGGUAUGAUGGACAGGCAUACCUUAAUACUGUGGAGGCUUAUGAUCCCCAGACAAAUGAGUGGACCCAGAAAACAUUUCCAACCUGUGCAUGGGGGAUCAUUCUUCCGUCACCUAGAAUAUGAGGCCUCCGAGAGGAUGAGAAUGAGGGAAAAAACUACAAAGAAAAUGGUAGCAAAUACUAGCAAAGAAAAUGGUAAGCCAAGGUAAAGCUUCCAAUGAUAAGAAAGUAAUUGAAAGAAGAGAGCAUGGGGUGAAAGACCGAGGAAUGAGGGCCUGAGCUCCACAUGUCAGGGCCACCCUGAGAAAGUCUCUAAGAGCCUCUGAGAAAGUUUUCUCUGGGUCUGAAAACAAUUAGGGACUAUCUUAGCUGUGGAGGCACCUAAGUGAAAUUGAGUUAAAAAUUCAUAUUUUAUUAAAUUGCUUUAGACUUGUUCAUUUGAUUAUUUUAACAUAGGGAGGUUGAGUCAACUUGAUAUGUGACAGACACUGUACUAAGUAAGCAUUUCAUAUGUAUGUUAACUCAUUUAAUUUUUACAACAGCUGUAUGAAGUAGAUAUGACUAUUCCCAGUUAAUGAUACGCAAACUAGCUAGUAAAUGUCAGAGCCAAAUUUCAAAACCAACCAGAUCUGUAUGACCUUAGAGCCUUUUAAAAAAUCUUUGCAAGAUUGCUACAUGGAGGUGAGUUUAAGCUGUCUACAUUACACAGGAUGAUACAUACUUGAUGCCAAGAUACAUCCUCACCACAUCUGUGCUACAUUUUAAGUUUUUACUUUUAGUGAGUAGAAACAGGCUAUAUAAUUCUGCCUAUGGUGUGCCUGAAUGGAUACACACACAGAGAGGUUUCAUAAGUGCCUUUCUAUUUUCUUUUUAAAUAUGUUCUGUGAAAGGACAAAAGAAGGGCAUUUUAGAAAGGAUGGCAUAGUUAAUGACUUGGGUGCAGAGGGCUGUUGCUGUCAAUAAAGCAGAGAGCAGGGAUGCUGAGUGGAGCAGUCAUGAAUGGAAAUGAGAGCAUGAGCCAUUAGCAGGAAGUCAUAAACCCAUUAUUAGAAGUUUCAUGUCAUUGAAGGGAGCCAAAUGCUUUACAAUUCUAAGGACUAUGAAUAGCCACCUAAGGAGGAUGCGUCUGCUGCUGUGAUGUAUCAGACAGAGUCCAGUUGGGAGACAGAAAUCACAGGGUAAUCUGAACAGGGAAGAUUUUAAAUAAAUAAUCAUGUCCCAUAACAGAGGAUUGGACUCAGAAAGGAUUGGCUGGUUAUCAGGAUCUGAGAUUUGCUUUUGCCCUACUGGAGCUAAUAAGCUGACCUGUUAUGGUUUCAUGGAUGCUGGCAGAAGACAUCCAUGGGUUGAAGGAAAAGGAUUUUAUUACUGAAGGCACAGAAAGCAGUAGGAAUAUCGUGUUGGGGUCACUUCCCUGUGCCCUUCAAUUCCCACAGGAACAAGACAGAGGAUCCCAGGUGGAAAUCCACGGAGCUUGGGAAAUCCACUGCUUUUAUAGUAAGUGGUAGGCUAUCCUGCUCUUUGUCCUGGAGAUUUCUCGCUGCAAACACAACCCUGAGAAAUGGCCCAGCUAAUCAGUAGUGGGCGGGGACGCUCAGAACCCGCAGCAGAGUGCCUCUCCCCUUCCUUCUGCAAUGUCUCCAGCACCCUCUACCGACAAAAUUAGCACUGUGCAGACUGGCGAAGGAGAAAAAGGCUCAUGUCCACGUUGACUGAGCAGGUAAUGAAGACUGGAUUUGUAGAUGAGAAGCACUAAUUAAAAACUGGUGUGGGCCGGGCGCGGUGGCUCAUGCCUGUAAUCCUAGCACUUUGGGAGGCCAUGGCGGGUGGAUCACCUGAAGUCAGGAGUUCGAGACCAGCCUGGCCAAGGUGGUGAAACCCUGUCUCUACUAAAAAUACAAAAAUUAGCCGGACGUGUUGGUGCGCUCCUGUAAUCCCAGCUACUUGGGAGGCUGAGGCAGGAGAAUCACUUGAACCUGGGGGGCAGAGGUUGCAGUAAGCCGAAAUCACACCAUUGCACUCCAGCCUGGGCAACAAGAGCAAAACUCCAUCUCAAAAAACAAACAAACUGGCGUAUAUGUUUAUCAGCAGUACCAGACACGGCCGAAUUAUGAUAUGGUCCAAAAAGGGACAGUGAUUCAAUUCAUUCUAACACGUGUGUGUGUGUGUGUGUGUGUGUGUGUGUGUGUGAGAUCGCCACUAUGUUCUCAGAGCUAAGGUAGCUCAAAGACAUGAAAAAAAAUCUACUCAAAACAUAGAUAGUACUUAAAUAAUUUAAAGUUUAUUUUUAAAAAUCAUUUCCCUUCCUUAAUAAUAAUAAUUUUUUUUUUAACUGAGUCUUUCUCUGUCACCCAGGCUGGAGUCAGUGACAUGAUCUCUGCUCACUGCAACCUCCACCUGCCGGGUUCAAGAGAUUCUCCUGUCUCAGCCUCCCGAGUAGCUGGGAUUACAGGUGCCCACCACCAAGUCUGGCUAAUUUUUGUAUUUUUAGUAGAGACGCGGUUUCACCAUGUUGGCCAGGCUGGUCUCCAACUCCUGACCUCAGGUGAUCUGCCUGCCUCAGCCUCCCAAAGUGCUGCGAUUAUAGGCGUGAGCCACCAUACCCAGCCCCUUCCUUAAUAAUUCAGGCCUAAAGCCAUUAGGUAGUGUAUAGGAAGGAUGGCAUCCACAGUGGUGUCGAGAGGACUCAUGGUGACCCAAUGUGGGGUAUUGGAGUCCAAGCAGGGUGAAGAGGGUGGGCUACAGGGUGGGUGACCUGGCACAGGGUCUCAGACCCCCAUCAGAGUAAGGACAGCGUCCACACAGCACGGCAGCCUGGCCCGGACUGUCAGAGCCUGAGUAGGAUGAGGGAGAUAUCCACACCUGAGAACAGCCCAGCACCUGGGGGAUUAGAGCCUGGGCACGAUGGGGAAGGUGCCUGUCCAGGGGACAGCCUGCAGUGGCUAGUUAGCCAGGGCCCAGGGAGGGAGAGGACAGCACCCCUGUGCAUGGUGUGGGCUUUCAGAGCCCAAGCGUUGCAAGGAGGCCAUCCACGACGGAGAACUGCCUGGAAAGGAGAGUGAGAGCCAAGCAGGAAAACAUGGGCAUCUGGGCCGGAGUGGGUGUGGUAGCAGAAAUUGGAGAUUGUUUCCAUAGAAGAUUGAUCAAACUAGUAAUUAUCUUAAGGAAAAUGAAAGACAAGGUUUUCACUGUUGGAGAAGGAAGUUACAAAUACAGCAGAGGAAAAAACAAGGAUGACCCCCGUGGUGUUGAAUUGGAAUUCGGCAUAUUGUUGUAAACUCACGGUUUUCAAGAUAGAGAUAAUAGAUUAAUAAAUACAUAUGCAAAUAUGUGCGUGUGUGUGUAUAGAAAGAUAAGUAGACAGAUAUAGACCAACAGAUAUUCCUUAGGUAGACAGAUACAGACCAACAGAUAUUCCUUAACUCUGAACUGAGCCAGCCUGAGAAUAGCAAUAAACACACCUCAUGUCCAGGUCUUGGCUUCUAAAUACCAAUUUUUACAAAAAAAAAAAGAAUGAUCUUCACUUUGGGAGGCCAAAGUGGGGAGGAUCACUUGAGCCCAGGAGUUUGAGACCAUCCUGGGCAAUAUAGUGAGUCCCUGUCUCUACAAAAAAUAAAUAAAAAAUUAUCUGAGCAUGGUGGUGCACACCUGUAGUCCCAGCUACUUGGGAGGCUGAGGUGGGAAGAUUGAGCCCAGGAGGUCGAGGCUGCAGUGAACCCUGAUCACGUUGCUGCACCCCAGCCUGGGUGAUGGAAUGAGACCCUGUCUCAAACAAAAACAAACAAACAAAGAAUAAAAUAUCUUGGAGAAAUGGCUGAUUCCAGAGCUGGGGCAUGGAAAAUACAAGGUGAACCGGGAACAUCUUACCAUCUAACCAAAAAACGAGGUUGUGCUCAAAGACUGAUGAAGACAUUGUGGCCCAGUUGGAUGGGCUUCCACUGGCCAAAUAGGAGACAAUUUAAGCAUAAAAAUAAAUAAGAUCUAAUAGCCAGCAUCUAUAUGGAACUUAAACAAAUUUACAAGAAAAAAACAACUCCAUUAAAAAGUGGGCAAAGGACAAGAACGGACACUUUUCAAGAGAAGACAUACAUGCACCAAGAAUCCAUGAAAAAAAGCUCAGCAUCACUGAUCAUUACAGAAAAGCAAAUCAAAACCACAAUGAGAUACCAUCUCACACCACACUAUUAUUACAAAGUCAAAGAAUAACAGAUGCUGGCAAGGAAAAAGGAGCACUUAUACACUGAAGUGCUCCUUUUACACACAAGUUACACACAAGUGAAAAAGCACUUAUGCACUGUUGGUGGGAGUGUAAAUUAGUUCAGCCAUUGUGGAAGAUGGUGUGGUGAUUCCUCAAAGACCUAAAAACAGAAAUACCAUUUGACCCAGCAAUACCAUUACUGGGUAUAUACUCGAAGGAACAGAAAUCAUUCUAUUAUAAAGACAUAUGCACAUGUAUGUUCAUCGCAGCACUAUUCACAAUAGCAAAGACAUGGAAUCACCCUAAAUGCCCAUCAAUGAUAGACUGAAUAAAGAAAAUGUAAUACAUGCACACCAUGGAAUACUAUGCAGCCAUAAAAAAUAAUGAGACCAUGUCCUUUGCAGGGACACGGAUGGAGCUGGAGGCCAUUAUCCUUAGCAAACUAACACAGGAACAGAAAACCAAAUACUGGAUGUUCUCACUUAUAAGUAGGAGCUAAAUGAUGAGAACUCAUGGACACAUAGAGGGGAACAACAUACACUGGGGCCUAAUGGAGGGUGGAGGGUGGGAGGAGGGAGAGGAUCAGGAAAAAUAGCUAAUGGGUACUAGGCUUAAUACCUGAGUGAUUAAUUAAUCUGUACAAGAAACCUCCAUGACACAAGUAUACCUAUGUCACAAACCUGCACAUGUACCCCUGAACUUAAAAUAAGUUAAAAAAAUUAAAUUAAAAAAUGAGAACCAUGAACUAUAACCAUUUGAAUAAAAUAGGAACGCAUAUAAAUAUAAAUAAAAUAAAUACAUAAAUUGAAAGUUUGAUGAGGAACAAGAUGUUUACAUCGUUUUAAAGUAGCUCCCCCCAAAUAUUUAUUUUUUUCAAAGGUCAGAGAGUAACUUUCAGUUGAGAAGCCUUGCAGACAUCACCUUAAUUAAGUCAUCAAACUGCACACCAUCAGCUGGGCGUGGUGGCUCACGCCUGUAAUCCCAGCACUUUGGGAGGCCAAGGCAGGUGGAUCACCUGAGGUCAGGAGUUGGAGACCGGCCUGUCCAACAUGGUGAAACCCCCUCUCUACUAAAAAUACAAAAAUUAGCUGAGCAUGUUGGCAGACGCCUGUAAUCCCAGCUACUCGGGAGGCUGAGGCAGGAGAAUUGCUUGAAUCCAGGAGACGGAGGUUGCAGUGAGCCGAGAUCACACCACUGCACUCCAGCCUGGGCAUCAAGAAUGAAACUCCAUCUCAAAAAAAAAAAAAAAAAGAAAAGCCCAUCAUCAAUACUGGGACAAAUGAUAAUCUUGCCUAAACUAUGGAGACAGUAAAAAGAUCGGUGGGCACUAGGGGUUAGGGGAGAGGGAAGGAUGAGCAGACAGAGCACAGGGUUUUUUCAGGGCAGUGAAACUAUUCUGUAUGACACUAUAAUUAUGGGUGCAUGUCAUUAUGCGUUUGUCCAAACUCACAGAAUGUACCACACCAAGACUGGACCCUAAUAUAAACUGUGGACUUUAGGUGAUGAUGCAUCAAUGUGGGCCUCAGUUGUAACAAAUGUAGCACUCUGGCGGGGGAGGUUGAUAACGGGGGAAGGCUAUGCAUGUGUAAGGCAGGGGAUAUAUGUGAACUCUGUACCUUCCGCUCAAUUUUGCUGUGAACCUAAAAAACAAAAUCUAUUUCUUUAAAAAAUCUUACUUCACAUGAUAGGAUGCAAUGAGAGGACGCAAUAGUAUCACUUCUGUGAUGUUCCUGCCAAAGAUGCAUAAUCUGGAUCUAAUCAUGAUAAAACACCAGACAAACUAAAAUGGCAGGUCAUCCUACAGAAUAGCUAGCUUGGAACUUUCAAAUGUGCUAAGGGAUGAGAUCUGAGGAAAGACUGAGUAACUGUACUAGAUCAAAGACAAAAGAGACAUGAGGCUGGGCGCGGUGGCUCACACCUGCAAUCCCAGCACUUUGGGAGGCCGAAGCAGGCGGAUCACUUAAGCUCAGGAGUUCGAGACCAGCCUGGGCAACAUGGCAAAACCCCAUCUCUAAAAAAUAAACAAAAAUUAGCAGGGUGUGGUGGUGCAUGCCUGUAUUCCCAGCUACUUGGGGGGGGCUGGGGCAGGAGGAUUGCUUGAACCCAGGAGGUCGAGGCUGCCAUGAGCCAAGAUCACCCCACUGCACUCCAGCCUCAGUGACAAAGUGAGACCCUGUCUCAAACGAAACAAAAAAGAAACAUGACAGCUACAAGCAGUGCAUAAUCCUGGAUUGAAUCCUUUCGCUAUAAAGGACAUUAUUGAAACAACUGUCAACUUGAAUGGCUCUGUGAAUUAGAUGAUAGUAAUGUAUCAGUGUUUACUGCCUAACUUUUAUGAUUGUAUUAUGGUUUUAUAGAUAAGUGUCUUUGUAGGAAAUACAAACUAUUUCAGGGUGAUGGACCCGCAUGCUGGCAACUUAUUCUCAAACAGUUCAGGGGAAAAGGUUUAUUUAAACUAUACUUUCAAUUUUUCUGUAAUUUUCUGAUUGGUUCAAAUUUUGGUUAAAUAGUAAAAAAACAAAAAUAGGCCCAUUUUCAGGCUUGAUACAUGUUCUCCACAUCCUAGGCUUCCUCCUUCCAGCUUCCACACAGCAAAUAUUUUUGUCUUCCUCAGAUGCAUAAGAAACAUUAGUAGAGUUGAAAAUAAUCUACAAAUAAUUGAUUAUUGAAAACUGCACAUCUGAUCUCAGAAUUGCCAAUGAAGGUUCUCUGCACAUUACCUCAUCAACUCUUUCAUCCCAGGGGUAUGAGAUGAAUUUUAUGAAAAUGAUCCAUACUUGUGACAUUGCAAAUGAAGCAGAUAAAAUUCUAUUUUCCAUUUGUUCCUUUUGGGGAAUUCUUAGAAGUAAAUUGAUACCCUUCCCUGUGGAAGAGAUAAGAGAAAGUGAAUGAAGGUUUGAAAAGAAGCAUGGAGACCUUCAAAAUUAUCAAAUUUUUGAGUUUAAGGUGAUAUUUACAUUAAAAUAGCUUGCCAGUGAUGAGCCAAUGAAGGGAAAAGCUUACUUUUCAGUUAGUUAUGAUUUCCAGGGCAGAGGAAAAGUAACAAGGAGACAGGGUCAAAGGAAGUGAGAAGCUGAACAGAACUUUUAAAGUUUAAACUUAAAGAAUAAAAACACAAGAGAACCAGAAACAGGUUCAAUUAUGCUGAAUACUCUAUUUCCCAAACCUAUCCUCUACUUGUCUCAUUAAUGUCUAUAUUUCUGAGCUAUAUUAAACAUUCCACUUCCUUCAUUCCCGCCUUCAUUAUUUUUUAGUCUUUUUUUUUUUUUUUUUUUUUUGAGAUGGAGUCUCGCUUUGUUGCCCAGGCUGGAGUGCAGUGGCGCAAUCUCGGCUCACUGCAAGCUCCACCUGCCGGGUUCACGCCAUUCUCCUGCCUCAGCCUCUCGAGUAGCUGGGACUACAGGCGCCCGCCACCACGCCAGGCUAAUAAUUUUUUGUAUUUUUAGUAGAGACGGAAUUUCACCGUGUUAGCCAGGAUGGUCUCGAUCUCCUGACCUCGUGAUCCGCCCACCUCGGCCUCCCAAAGUGCUGGGAUUACAGGCAUGAGCCACCGAGCCCGGCCUAUUUUUUAGUCUUGAGACAGGGUUGAAGGUGGGUGUGGUGGCUCACACUUAUAAUUGUGCCCAGCAAAUUGUGCCCAGCAAUUUGAGAGGCUGAGGCAGGAGGAACACUUGAGCCCAGGAGUUCGAGACCAGCCUGGGCAACAUAGCAAGACACUGUAUCUAUUUAAAAAAAGAAAAGAAAAAGAAAGAAAAAAGAAAAAGAGGGUGUUGAGGCUAGCAGCAGCCACAAUUCGACUAUGUGAAGGUGUUGUGCUACUGAAUCAUGAGAGAACAUGAGCAAAUCAUUUAGAAUUCAGUGGGCAAAAAGAGACAAUUAUGUUGUCUUCUAAAUCUUUGAAAAUAUUGUUUUCAUGAUUCUUUUAACCAAAGUACCCUAUAAACAAUUAUUUUUAUCUCUGAGCCAUUAUCACUCACGACCACCUCCACCAUUCUGUUAUGUUUAGCAUGCCGUGAAAUCACAAACUACACAGGAUCAACUGCUUUUUGACAACAUCUGAAUCAUGACAGAGAUAUUAGAAAAAUAAAAUGUCUGAGUUCCAAAUAAAAUUUAAAAUACAGUAUAUUCAAACUCAACAUUUUAAGAAAAUAAUUGUAUUUCCCUUUUCUUUUAAAAAUUGAUUUAUUUAUACAAAAAUUAGCUGGGCGUGGUGGCGGGCGCCUGUAAUCCUAGCUACUCCGGAGGCUGAGGCAAGAGAAUUGCUUGAACCUGGGAAGCGGAGGUUGCAGUGAGCUGAGAUCGCGCCAUUGCACUCCAGCUGAGCGACAAGAGCAAAACUCUGUCUCAAAAAAAAAAAAAAAGAUUUAUUUAGAGAAAUGUGGGAGACUUCUUCGGUAAAGUCAGUACUUCUGAAAGAGUAUUUUCUCUCUUAAAAGACUGCAUCCACUCUGGAGAAGCACCCAGCUGUUCCUUUUGAAACUAAGCAUGGACUCAUCCUAUGAUCCAGCAAGGGCACUCGUGGUGUCACUCAUGGUGUACCAGAGAAAAUGAAGACUGACUCCCAGCACCUUCAUUCAUAACAGCCCAACACUAGGAACUACCCAAAUGUCCUGUAAUGGUGAAUGGUUAAAGAACCUAUGGGACAUCCAUACCAUGGAAUACGAUCCAGCCAUAAAAUGGAACAAACCUUUCACACAGGCAACAACUUGGAAGAACCUCAAGGAAAUUAUGCUGAGUGAAAAAAAAAAAAAAGCCAGUCUCAAAAAUGGUGCAUACGACAUAGUUCUAUUUAUGUAACAUCCAAAAAAAUAACAUAAUUACAGAGAUGAAGAACAGAUUAGGGAUUGUCAGAGGUUAGAGAUAUGGAGAGAGGAUGAAUGUGGCUGUAGAGGGAUAGCUCUAGGGAGUCUUGUGGUGAUGGUAGUAUAGUCUCUUGAUUGUGGUGGUGGUUAUGCAAGGCUAUGGAUGUGGUAAAAGUGUAUAAAGUUACACACACACACACACACAAGUGCAUAUGUAACUGGUGAAAUCUGAUUAAACUGUAUGGAUUGGA
Messenger RNA from Homo sapiens (human), 11614 nucleotides. RefSeq names its product kelch like family member 5 (gene KLHL5). The record is from RefSeq and is a predicted model, not a curated record. Lineage: Eukaryota; Metazoa; Chordata; Mammalia; Primates; Hominidae. Gene Ontology annotation, cellular component: cytoskeleton. The transcript has 12 exons. Bases 121 to 2487 code for a protein of 788 amino acids.